Messenger RNA from Adelges cooleyi (spruce gall adelgid), 2244 nucleotides. RefSeq names its product integrator complex subunit 9 (gene IntS9). Gene Ontology annotation, cellular component: integrator complex. Gene Ontology annotation, biological process: snRNA processing. The coding region runs from base 212 to 2182 and encodes 656 amino acids. NCBI's taxonomy places the organism in Eukaryota, Metazoa, Arthropoda, Insecta, Hemiptera, Adelgidae. The record is from RefSeq and is a predicted model, not a curated record. The transcript has 12 exons.
AUACAAUUUGUUUUUUACGUUGAAAUGACUAAAAUGUAUAAUAUAAUAAAAACAAAGUAUAACUGUAAUCUCUAUUCUGCACUGUUAAACUAUUCGUAAUGAAUUUGCUGUGUUAUUAUAGUAUUGUUAUUAUUUUUUAGAUAAAUUAAUAUUUGAUAUUGUGUGUGUGUGUGUAAAAGACUAUAAUAUUUUGUUUUUCUAAGUAUCCAAAAUGAAAGUGUACUGUUUAAGUGAAGAUCCAAACAAACCCUGCUUUGUCAUCAAACUAAAAUCUGUAACAAUAAUGUUGGAUUGUGGACUAUCAGCACGUAGUGUUUUAAAUUUUUUACCAUUAUUUCCUAUUCCUGAUUGGAAACCUACUAAAGCCACAGCUUGGAUUCCAAAGAAUUUCUCAGACCCUCUAAUUGAAGGGGAAUUAAAUGAAUGCAUGGCUAACCAAGUUCUUGUAAAUUCAGCUCCAGAAUUUAUGACGCCACUUAAUAAAUUAGUAGAUUUUGCAGACAUUGAUGUGGUUUUGGUAUCCAAUUAUGUGACUAUGUUGGCUUUACCAUUUAUCACAGAAAAUACUGGUUUCAAAGGUAUUGUGUACAUGACUGAACCAACUUUACAUAUAGGAAAGUUAUUUCUUGAAGAAUUAGUUGAUUUUGUUGAACAGUCACCUAAGCCAAAUGUAGCUAAAUAUUGGAAGGAAAUUUUACAUUUAUUACCACCACCACUCUGCAAUAGUUUUAAACCUCAUACUUGGAAGCAACUGUAUAGUUUAGCACAAGUUCAUUCUAGUUUAAAACGCGUGCAGAAGAUUAGUUACGAUCAAAAAAUUGAAAUAACUGGUGCACUUACUGUUACUGCUGUAAGUUCAGGCUAUUGUUUGGGUAGCAGUAAUUGGGUAAUAUAUUUGGAAAGUAAGAAGCUGGUCUAUGUAAGCAAUACAUCAACACUAACUACACACCCCAGACCUAUGGAUCAGUUAAAUUUGAAAAAUGCAGAUCUCAUGUUACUAAGCAGUUUAACCCAAGCACCGGCAGCUAAUCCAGAUACUAUGCUAGGUGAAUUAUGUUUAUCGGUUGCAGUUACUCUUCGAAACAAUGGUUCUGUCCUCAUACCUUGUUACCCCUCGGGCGUUGUUUACGAUUUAUUUGAAUGUCUUUCAUCUCAUUUGGAUAGUACAGCUUUGGGUCAAAUUCCAAUGUAUUUUAUUUCACCAGUAGCUCAUAGUUCGUUAGAAUAUUCCAAUAUUCUUGCUGAAUGGCUGUCACAGUCAAAACAAAAUAAAGUGUACUUUCCAGAAGAGCCAUUUCCUCAUGCUCAGUUAGUGAAAUCGGGACGUUUAAAACAUUUUAAACACGUUUAUACAGAUGAUUUGUGGAAUGAUUUAAGACAACCUUGUGUGGUAUUUUGUGGCCACCCUAGUUUGCGGUUUGGAGAUGUAGUUCAUUUUGUGGAAUAUUGGGGUACCAACCCAUUAAAUACAAUAAUAUUUACAGAACCUGAGUUUCCAUAUUUGGAAGCAUUGGCUCCUUUUCAACCAUUGUCCAUGAAAGCUAUGCACUGUCCAAUUGAUACAAGUAUGAACUUCACUCAGGCCAAUAAAAUGAUUAAAGAUCUUAAACCUUCGGUUUUAAUUCUUCCUGAAUGCUAUACUAUUCCACCAACCAGUUAUGGUCAUAAAAACGAAUUUGUCAUCGAUCAAGUCGAUCGAAAAGUUAUUACUAUAAAAAGAGGAGAAGUUAUAUCAGAAAAAUUGGACAUAAAAUCUGUGAAUAUACCAUUUAGUACAGAAAUGGUUGUGAGUAUCACACUAAAUGAAAUACAUUCUGGAUUUAAAGCAUCAAAGUUUACAGCUGUGUUAGAUACAAAAGACAACAAGUACAAAUUAGAUGUUUUAAAAGAAGAAGUAUUGUCAAAUAAUUGCAACGAUCCUUAUUUGUUGGAUGCAUUGUUUAAAAAAACAUAUGAAUGGGGUCAUUUAGAUGUUGACAAACUAUUACGAUCAUUGUCUAAUGAAGGGAUCAAUGACCCUAAAAUUGAACACAAUGCACAUGGAUAUACUGUGCAUAUUAAAUCUGAGGAUACGUUAAUUCAAGUGGAUGAAAAGUCAACUCACAUAUUUUGUGACAAGAAAGAUAAGUUCUGGAGACUGAAACUUAGAAAAAUUGUGAUGGAAUGUCUUAAUUCGUUUUGAUCCUGUAAUCAAAUAUUUGUAAUUGUUUUUAUUGAAUACUAAAUUAAUUUUGUACAUAGGAA